UUCUUCUUCUUUUUCUUCUAAUUUUCUUCUUGACAUAGCUCCUUUGAUUAAAUGCUCAAUUCCCAUUUGGGGUUCCUCUUAAAAUCCCAUUUGAAACAGAAAUAUGGAGAGAGGAUGGAAACCUAUGGUGGAAAUAUCACCAAAUUGUCCAAGGUGUGGCUCUUCCAAUACUAAGUUUUGUUAUUACAACAACUAUAGCCUUACCCAGCCUCGCUACUUUUGCAAAGGCUGUCGUCGCUAUUGGACCAAAGGCGGUUCCCUCCGUAAUGUUCCCGUCGGUGGUGGUUGUCGGAAGAAUCGACGUUCGCCCAAGCCCUUAACCCUAACCCCAUCUUCCUCAAACCCUAAAUUUCACCACACUAACGAUAGUGAUUACCAACGAUACCACUGUGGUCUCUCCGACUCCGAUGUAUCACCAACCAUCGAUUUGGCAGUCGUCUACGCCAAUUUUGUGAACCAGAAACCAGACACGCCUGAAACUAUACCAACCUCGAACGCAGCUGGCCACUUUCCUGUUUCCGUUCAGAGUAGGGUGGUUGGAUGUGGGAAUUUUUGUGAGUUUUCCAUGCAGGAAUGUGGAUUGGGGGCCAAUGAUUAUCAAGUGGGAGGUGGUUGCUUUGGGUUAGAGGAGAGUAGUAAUAAUAAUGAAAGUCAAGUGGCGGCGCGUGAGCUUCAAUUGCCGCCGUUGCCGGGGGAGGACAUGGUGGAAGCAUGGGGAAAUUCUAUGAUAAUGGUGAAUAAUCAUCAUCGUUUGCAACCAACAAGAGUAGAAAUGUUCGAAGACCCAAAUUUGCUGAGUGGUAAUUGGAGCCCUAUUGAUCUGUCUAAUUAUGAUACAUUCUCAAAAGGCUUAACAAAUAUACAUAUAUAAUAUAAUCUCUGCUAUUAUAUAUUUUUUUCCCAAAGUAUUUUUGUGUAUGAUCUUUCAUACACACACAUAUAUAUGCAUACAUAUGUCUUUGUGUUCUACUGUACUUUGUUUAUGUAUACAAAAAAGAUACCAUUUUCCCAUCUUUGCUUAUGUAAUAAAUAUUUAUUAUUGCAAUAUCCAUCAAUAAGUGAUCCAUCAAA
Cucumis sativus (cucumber) is the source of this 1071-nucleotide messenger RNA. RefSeq names its product dof zinc finger protein DOF3.5. The transcript has a single exon. Gene Ontology annotation, biological process: regulation of DNA-templated transcription. Lineage: Eukaryota; Viridiplantae; Streptophyta; Magnoliopsida; Cucurbitales; Cucurbitaceae. The record is from RefSeq and is a predicted model, not a curated record. Gene Ontology annotation, molecular function: DNA binding; DNA-binding transcription factor activity. Bases 104 to 871 code for a protein of 255 amino acids.